Iphiclides podalirius (scarce swallowtail) is the source of this 1386-nucleotide messenger RNA. The record is from the annotation of a GenBank genome assembly. Lineage: Eukaryota; Metazoa; Arthropoda; Insecta; Lepidoptera; Papilionidae.
AUGAAUAAGCUAACGUCAUACACGAUAAAAGAAAUUCAUAAAGCAUAUCACGAUAAACUGCUGACACCUACAAGUUUCGUAGAUUUGUGUUUACAAAAGGCGCGACAGACGAGCGAUUUAAAUGCAUUCGUGAAUAUAACUGAAGACGUCGCCGAAAACCAUGGCAUCGAAAGUGAGAAGAGGUUCUACAUCGACAAGAAUAUAAAGCCUUUAGACGGUAUAACGGUCGCGAUCAAAGAUAAUUUCUGCACAAAAAAUAUAGCGACGACCUGCGCCUCUGAAAUGUUGAGGAGUUUCGUGCCAACGUACGACGCUACGGUUUACGCGAGAUUAAUAAACAAUGGUGCAUGUCUCGUAGGCAAAAGUAAUCUUGACGAGUUUGCAAUGGGCUCAGGCACUGUGGAUUCGAUUUUCGGGCCUACGCGCAACUCUUGGGGUAACAAUGGCGAGACUGAUUGGAGGAUAGCUGGUGGCAGCUCAGGGGGGAGUGCCGUCGCUGUAAGCAGUGGCGCCUGUGUCGCCGCUAUCGGCUCUGAUACUGGAGGUUCCACAAGGAAUCCCGCUGCAUUGUGUGGGGUCGUUGGCCUCAAGCCCACUUACGGUUUGGUCUCCCGAUAUGGUCUUAUCCCCUUAGUGAACUCUAUGGACGUGCCUGGCAUCCUCGCAAGAAAUGUGGAGGAUGCCACGAGAAUUCUAAAUUGUAUUGCUGGACCUGAUGAAUUGGAUUCUACAACAAUUAAGAGAGAACACAAACCGGUAAAAUUGGAAGAUGACUUUGACUUGUCUAAUGUGAAGAUAGGUAUACCACAGGAAUAUCAUUGUGAAGCGACGAUCAACGCGGAGAUCCUAUCGAGGCUCAACGUAUCAAUCGACGGGCUACCACAGAAAUGUCAGGAACUGCUUCAUAAGGCGGCCACUGCCCAAGGCGUAGUGGACAUAGACCAACUGGAUCCGAUCGCGAUUUCCCUACAACUGUCGCAUCAGCUAUCUCAGAAGAUGACCGACGAGUAUGAAAUACUGAAGCUCCGCCAGAAGAACGUGGAGCUGCAAGCGGAAAUGAACCGUAAUGCCAGGUUUUUGGAUGGCUUGAGGUCAGAAUUGCAAAGCUCGAGAGACUCCUUGGCAGGUCGCAACCCCAAUCCCGACAGUAUACAAGAGCACAUAAAGCAAAUGAAGCAAAAGGUGGCUUCCUACGAAGAGAGCUAUAAAAAGGCUAUGGCUAAAUUCUCCAAGCUGGCGGUACCUGAAUGUGAAAUGCCCGAGAAGCUUCGGGCUCAGCUGGUGGCACUGGAGACCCUGAAGGCUGACGAGGCCCAGUGGCGCCUCAGAGCGGACGAUGCACUCUUCGCCAGCCGGGCCAGGGACACCUUCAGCAGGCUCCGAAGA